GUAAAUUUAAUUUAGUCUUGUCUGUGAAUGAAGAGAGAACAGAAGUCUUAAAAUGACACUAGCAGUAGUUUUCGCGCUAUCAAUAGUCGUUUUUGGACUUAUUUAUUUCUAUAUACAUAAAAGAUAUUCAUUCCUAGAAGAACAUGGAUUUCUCCAUGAAAAGCCAAGAUUUCCGUUUGGAAACAUGCAUGGUGCUGGCAAAAAGUUCCAUCCAAUACAAAUUUUUCAAAGAGGAUACAAAAAAUUUAAAAAUCAAGCACCGGCAUUUGGGCAAUACUUUUUCUUGGCUCACAACAUAGUAUUGACUGAUUUGGAUGUUAUUAAGGAUGUCAUGAUUAAGAGCUUUGACGUUUUCCAUAAUCGUGGGCUAUUUCACUCGAAGGAACAUGAUCCAUUGACUGCACAUUUAUUGACUUUAGAAGAUCAGGACUGGAGAAAUAUGAGAAUGAAGUUAUCGCCAACUUUUACGAGUGGAAAAAUGAAAGUUAUGUUCCAUACUGUCUUGGAUGUAUCCAAGUACAUGAUCAAAACACUUGAAGCCAAAUCAAAUUUAGAUACAGUUGAAAUAAAGGAAGUGCUUGCUCAAUUCACAACAGAUGUCAUUGGAAAUAUCGCUUUUGGACUAGAAAUGAAAGCUAUUGAUAAUCCAGACUCAAAUUUUAGGCUAAUGGGAAGAAAGAUUUUUGGUCGAAAUUCAAAUUUCUUAAUUCGAUUAUUUUUCCUCACAAGCUUUCGAGAUUUGGCCAAAAAUUUAAGGUUAAAACUUCUUCCAAAUGAAGUCUCAGAAUUUUUCAGAGGCAUUGUCCGCGAAACUGUUGAGUACCGCACACAGAAUAAAAUUGAGCGUAACGAUUUUCUAGAUUUACUUUUGAAAGUCAAGGAAGGUCAAUCAGAUGAAGACAUUUUAACCAUUGAUCAAAUUGCUGCACAAUGUUUCUUAUUCUUUAUUGCUGGGUUUGAGACAUCAUCGAGUACUGCUACAUUUGUGCUUUAUAAUUUGGUGCAACAUCCAGAAAUUCAAGAGAAAGUGAAAAAUGAAAUUGAAACUAUUGUAGCUAAAUAUGACAAUAAAGUGACUUAUGAUGGAAUUGUGGAGAUGAAAUAUUUGCAAAUGGUUAUUGACGAGUCCCUAAGGAUGUUUCCACCAGUGCCUCAAAUAAUCAGAAAACCAUCAAGAGACUAUAAAAUUCCUGGAUCUGAUUUGGUGAUUCCAAAAGGAUCACUUGUGAUUAUACCAAACUAUUCCAUUCAUAAUGAUCCAGAAAAUUAUCCAGAACCAGACAAAUUUGAUCCAGAAAGAUUUAGCGAAGAAAAUAAGCUAAAGAGACAUCCAAUGACAUUCCUUCCAUUUGGUGACGGUCCAAGAAACUGUAUAGGUUUCCGUUUUGGACUCAUGCAGACGAAAAUAGCACUAGUACAGCUUCUACUUAAUUUUAAAUUCUCUACAACCCCACAAACCCCAACUCAUUUAGAAAUCGACCCUUCAAUUGCCACAUUAUCAUCAUUAAACGAUAUAGUCUUAAAAGUUGAAAAAAUAUAAAUUUAAAAAAAUAUCACCGUGGAGAUUACGUGUGGUUAUGACUACAUAUGUUUCCACUUUUGUUAUUCAUGUUUUUUAUACAAGUCACGAUGAUCAAAACAAAAAUGAUUUUUAAAAGUCAAUGCCCAAUGUCAUUAUCAAUUAUCUUAUUAUAUGCCUAUCUAGCUGGCAGAUUGUGUAAAUAUUUUUAUACGAACACAGUUUAAAUUAGCAGAGAUCAAAACAGAGAAAAUGCGACUCAAUUUUGGGAGAGAAAAAUGAGAGCUUUGAGAGAAUAAACUUUGCUUAAGCCGGGUUUUAAUUAUGUCUUGUUUACGCUUCGGAGUUGGAGAUACUUAACACACUAGGUUUAAAAGAGAUGAACAUAUAAUCUGUCUACAAUAAAUGGUUACAAUAAAGUUGAACUAGUUUCAAUUCAAAAGCAUUAGUUGAAAAUCCGGAAAUGAUGGAACUGAAACCUUUGAAUAAAAUAAGCUGUCAUCCUUGG
Chironomus riparius is the source of this 2027-nucleotide messenger RNA. The record is from the annotation of a GenBank genome assembly. NCBI's taxonomy places the organism in Eukaryota, Metazoa, Arthropoda, Insecta, Diptera, Chironomidae.